UGAAUUAACUAACCGCAGCUCGCCUCCAUCUUCUUCACCCAAUCCCUGCAAUUUCCUCGAUCCUCACCACAGAAUUCGAAGAUCUACAAUUCCACCUCAAAAUCGAAGAACACGCGUUGCUAAUUGCCUGAUUCAGUAAUCAAAUCGCAUGGCGCAGCAAUACACGCAGCAGUUCCUCAACACCGCGCUCUCGCAGCGCGGCCCGGCGGCGCUGCCCUACGCCGAGGAGACGAAGUGGCGCAUCCGCCAGCACCUGAUGCAGCUCGUGGAAUCCUACCCCUCCCUGCACCCGAAGACCGCCGUCUUCACCCACAACGACGGCCGCGCCGUCACCCUCCUCCAGGCCGACGGCACCGUCCCCAUCUCCUUCCACGGCGCCUCCUACAACAUCCCCGUCCUCAUCUGGCUCGUGGAAUCCUACCCUAGCCGCGCGCCCCUCGUCUUCGUCAACCCCACGCGCGACAUGAUCAUUAAGCGCCCCCACCCCUUCGUCUCCCCCAACGGCGUCGUCUCCAUCCCCUACCUCCACUCCUGGCUCUUCCCCUCCUCCAAUUUGCUCGAAUUGGCCACCAAUCUCGCCCAAUUCUUCGCCAGCGAUCCGCCGCUUUAUUCGCAGCGCAAGCCGAACCCUAACCCUAGCCCUAAUUUGAAUUCCGGCAUGAACCCUAACCCUAAGCCUAAUUUGAAUUCCGGCUACGGGAGUGGCAGGAUGGAGGAUCCGGCGGAGGUGUUUAAGAAGGACGCGAUUAACAAGCUGGUUAGGGAUUUGAAUGGUGAUGUUAGGGAUAUGAGGAAGGGGAGCGAGGGGCAGAUGGAAGGCAUGCUCGGGGUGCAGGCGGUGCUGCGGCGGCGCGAGGAGGAGCUGAGGAGAGGGGUGAAGGAAAUGGUGGAUGAGAAGGAGGCGUUGGAGCAGCAGCUGCAGGUGGUUUUGAUGAACGCGGAUGUUCUGGAAGGGUGGGUGAGGGAUAACGAAGGGAAAUUGGAGGGUGGUAACGUUGAGAGUGUCGAUUUGGAUGAGGCGUUUGUUCUGUGUGAUGCGUUGUCGAAGCAGAGGUUGGAUUGCGCAGCUUCGGAUAUGGCGGUGGAGGAUACUGUGUAUGCAUUGGAUAAGGCUGUGCAAGAAGGGGUGAUGCCAUUUGAUCAGUACUUGAGGAAUGUGAGGCUUUUAUCGCGUGAGCAGUUCUUUCAUCGUGCCACAGCUUCGAAGGUUAGAGCUGUUCAAAUGCAGGCUCAGGUUGCUAGUAUGGCUUCGAGGACGUCGCUGCAAUAUGCUUGCUGAUGAGGCCAGUUCAGGUAUGGUGGUGAUGAAAUGGCUCUAUGGAUUAUACUAUGCUUUACACUCAGUUCUUGUGUACAUAUUACUGCAUUUGACUACUCAAUUGGAUGUUGUUAGAAAGCAGAACUUGCGUUGGUUUGUAGUUUUGAUGUGCAGUUCAAACAAAAUGAAUAUACAACACGAUAUAUUCGUGCAUUUUUGUAAGGUUGCUUUUAGUCUUGUGUCCGCUGUUGUGUAAAGUUGUGAUUUUGAGCCACAUGAUGAAAUUGAAUUGUUAUUCGGUA
Messenger RNA from Salvia hispanica, 1560 nucleotides. It is a transcript of the gene ELC-LIKE, whose product is annotated as ELCH-like protein. Gene Ontology annotation, biological process: protein transport; protein modification process; endosome to lysosome transport. The record is from RefSeq and is a predicted model, not a curated record. Gene Ontology annotation, molecular function: ubiquitin binding. Gene Ontology annotation, cellular component: ESCRT I complex. NCBI's taxonomy places the organism in Eukaryota, Viridiplantae, Streptophyta, Magnoliopsida, Lamiales, Lamiaceae.